GUGAAGUAAGUGAAGAGGAGGUAGAUCCCAUCCAAGUAAGUGUUGGUUUCCCCGGCUUUGUUCUUCUUCCUGAUGCUGUAGGCCAGUGGAAUCACCCCUCUGUUGAAUACCUCCACAUACAUCCCACCCCCAGCAACUAGCAACUGCAAUAUAGUCAACAUUAGGUUUGAUUCCCUCAUUCUACUUAUGCUUUAAGCUACAGUUGGAGUAUAUCCUACAACCUUUUUACCUUACAGUACAAGAAACUGUAACUCAUCGUUCCACUCAAUGCUUAGUGCCUUCUACUUAAAGUAUAGUAACAGCAGUUGAAGUUCUCUCUUAAUAUGCCAAUCAUGAUACUUCUUCAAUCGCCAUCCAAACAAAGCAAUCAAUAUGCUACUCUUCAAAUGUAUAUCCAAAGUGACCACAUAUCUUAACUGAAAACCUUCAUGGAACAACUCCUCUCCAAACUUCAUUGAAUACUACGAAAUCUCAAUUCUCAUUUUGAUGCAUAAUGCACCACUCGAUUGAUUCAGCAACAAGGGCAAAUAGCUCAUAGAACCAUUACCAUCAUCAAUCUCAUGGGAAACGAUAUCAAUUGCAAACGGAAUUGGACACAGAAAUGAAAUGGAAAUCACAAAAUUCAGAAGGCAAAAUGAAAAAGAACAACUCCAAUUAUAAGAUUAUACCUCCUCGUACUUCUGGGUAAGAGUAAGCCGGUCAUCUUCAGACAUGUCCGGUCUCAGGACCGCCAUGGUCUCGUACUGGCGUAGCCCAGGUGGGCAAGGAUGGGCCUCCUUUUCCUCCACCGCUGUCGCGGUUCCUCCCGUCGACGGCGGUUCAUCGUCGAAAUCCUUUCCUCCACCUUGAUAAAACGAGCCGGAGAAAUCAAAAGUUUGUGCCUUUACCGUCGGCGCUCUCUCGCGCUCUCUCCCACGCGUGACAAUCGCCGUCGCAUUGCCCGGUAACUUCCCACAGAACGCAAGAGAUGAUGAACGGUUGGAUUUCGACAGUGAUUUGGAGCAAAUUGGGGAGUAAAAUAGAGUGGACGAAACUGCUGAAGUCGCCAUAGCUGCCGAGCUCUCUCUCUCUGUCGUUCGACUGAGCUGCUGCUGCAGCUCCUGGAGAUAAAGAUAAGGAAGACGAUCGAAUUAUUUGACGAUCCAUGGGCCUCUAUUUUAUACGACCAGGCUCAAUGAAAUCAUCCGGCCCAUUAUAAAUCUGUUUUUAAUGGGCCUACACCGGGAUUCUUUAUAAUCCAUGGGCCUUUUCUUGAACUCGAAGCCAAGCCAGUCAGCGAUUAUUAUAACUUUAAAACCGGAAAUUCACUCUGAAAAAUACGAAGCUUGCAACGGAGACUGUGAGCCGGCGGAGUAGAGAUCGGACGAUAAUCGACGGCGACAGAAUCUCGAGAGAUGGAUCCGAAGCUAACGGAGGUGUCGCAGUACUUCGAGCGAUUCAAAGCGGCUUGUGUGAGAGAGGAUAUCGAUACCUCGGCCAAUCUGUUGUCUCAGCUCAAGGUCUUGUUGACUAGCUUCCGGAGCCUUCCACCGUUGUUCGAAGUUACUCCAAACGCUGUUCAAGAAUUGACGAUAGCGAGAGAUAUUUAUGAGCAUGCUGUUCUUCUAAGUGUGAAGAUGGGGGAUCAGGAUGCAUUUGAAAGGGACUUCUUUCAGCUGAAGCCCUAUUAUACAGACGCUCGAAAACGCCUGCCUCGUUCUCCUCAAGAGCACAUGAUAUUGGGCCUCAACCUUUUGAGACUCCUUGUUCAGAAUAGAAUUGCUGAAUUCCACACUGAACUAGAACUGCUUCCAGCUGAGUCUCUGGAGGAUCCUUGCAUCAAGCAUGCCGUGGAGUUGGAGCAGUCAUUCAUGGAAGGGGCAUACAACCGUGUGCUGACUGCAAAACAAACUGUUCCAAACCAGAGCUAUGACUACUUCAUGGAUCUUUUGGCAAAGACAGUUAGGGACGAGAUAGCUGGGUGCAGCGAGAAGGCAUAUGACUUCCUUUCAAUAAACGAUGCACGCCAAAUGUUGCUCUUCUCAUCCGAUAAUGAACUCCUGAAGUACAUCAAUGAGGAGCAUCCGGAGUGGGAAAUAAAAGAUGGGUCUGUCAUCUUCCAGAAGGCAAAGGAAACCGCACCUUGCAAGGAGAUCCCGUCCCUGCAACUAAUCAACCAGACUCUCAGCUAUGCCCGGGAGUUGGAGCGGAUUGUCUAGUGCGACUGCUCUUGCUCUGGCGGCUGUUACACAAACCUCCACCGCCUUAAAGUUGUUUGUUCGUGGAGAAAACAGAGAACAUGUAGGUUCUCCUCAUCUGUAGUGCUUCAAUGGGACUCGAUGUUCGUGGGAGUGCAUGCCGAUUCGCUGAAAGUUAUGUGUUUGGAAGCAUCAUUGUGAAACCUGUAGUGUCAUCGAGACUUUCAGCGUUUUGUUUUCUGAAACCCAUUGUCUUUAAGUGUUAAAGAAAAUCAUUUGGACAUUACCCUUUUGGGCUUACAAAUUCAGGCAUCCUCGUAUUGUCCUGGCACUACGUACGCUGGUGGCUGGCUCGAAAGGGUUCCAGGCCGCCAUUAGUUGGAGCUAUGUAAUGCUUUCCUGAUCUGAUCUAAGCAUUUGAUUAUUUGCAUGGCCAUGCAUAAUACUUGAUCAUUUGGCAAAUUGUUAUGUCCAAAUAAUUCAAUCAAGUGACUUUGCC
Messenger RNA from Linum tenue, 2676 nucleotides. The record is from the annotation of a GenBank genome assembly. NCBI's taxonomy places the organism in Eukaryota, Viridiplantae, Streptophyta, Magnoliopsida, Malpighiales, Linaceae.